AUGGAGUGCCCAGCAGUCAUGAAGUGGAGGCUCUCCUUUUCCUUCAUUCUCCUGCUCAGUUUGGCCGGAUCCAAAGCAGAGCACAAACAUGAGUUUGGAAUAGCUUCCACGUUAGAUUCUUCCCAGUGCUUGACCGAGAAGAAUAUGCGUAACAUAGCUACCAUCACCAUAACCCAGUUUGUUCAGGGAGCCACCGAGCAGGAAGUGAACAAAAUGACGAGCGAUGUGUUGGCUACAAUGAAAAACACUGGCGACUGGUGUUCAGAAAACAAGCUAUCUGUGUUUAUGGAUGAAAUUUGCCACGAGACGGAAAUCUCUAACAAGUACGGAUUGUCAGACUGCUGCAGCCAAAGCGGGGCAGAAAGGCACCAGUGUCUCCUGGCACGCAAGAAGACUUCUCCAGCCUCUGUCCCACCCUUCCAGUUUCCAGAACCUGCAGAGAGUUGCAAAGCGUAUGAAGAAAACAGGGCGAUGUUCAUGAACAGGUUCAUCUACGAUGUGUCACGGAGGAACCCUUUCCUGUAUGCCCCUGCCAUUCUCUCCUUGGCUGCUCAGUAUGACAAAGUGGUUCCAGCGUGCUGCAAAGACGACAACAUGCAGGAAUGCUUCCAGACCAAGAGAGCAUUGAUUGCAAAGGAAUUAAGAGAAGGAAGCAUGCUGAAUGAGCAUGUAUGUGCAGUGAUAAGGAAAUUUGGAUCCCGAAACCUCCAGGCCACAAUCAUUAUUAAGCUAAGUCAGAAGUUUACCAAAGCAAAUUUUACUGAGAUUCGGAAGCUGGCCCUAGAUGUAGCCCACAUUCAUGAGGAAUGCUGCCAAGGAAACGCCAUGGAGUGCCUGCAGGACGGGGAAAAAGUCAUGACAUACAUAUGUUCUCAACAAGAUAUGCUGUCAAGCCAAAUAGCAGAGUGCUGCAAAUUGCCCACAAUCGAGCUCGGCUUUUGCAUAAUCCAUGCAGAAAAUGGCGUCACACCUGAAGGUUUAUCUCUGAAUCCAAGCAAGUUUUUGGGAGACAGAAAUUUCACCCAGUUUUCUCCAGAGGAAAAAAUCAUGUUCAUGGCAAGCUUUCUUCAUGAAUAUUCAAGAACUCACCCCAACCUUCCUGUCUCAGUCAUUCUAAGAAUUGCUAAAACAUACCAGGAAAUAUUGGAGAAGUGUUCCCAGUCUGGAAAUCCACCUACAUGUCAGGACAAUCUGGAAGAAGAAUUGCAAAAACACAUCGAAGAGAGCCAGGCACUGGCCAAUCAAAGCUGUGAUCUCUACCAGAAGCUUGGAGACUAUCAAUUACAAAAUUUGUUCCUCAUCGGUUACACACAGAAAGCCCCUCAGAUGACCUCAGCCGAGCUGAUUGACCUAACCGGGAAGAUGGUGAGCAUUGCCGCCACGUGCUGCCAGCUCAGUAAGGAGAAAUGGUCCGGUUGUGGCGAGGGAAUGGCCGACAUCUUCAUUGGACACUUGUGUCUACGCCAUGAAGCACACCCUGUGAACUCUGGUAUCAACCACUGCUGCAGCUCCUCGUAUUCCAACAGGAGGCUAUGCAUCACCAGCUUUCUGAGGGAUGAAACCUAUGUCCCUCCACCAUUCUCUGAAGACAAGUUCAUCUUCCACAAGGAUCUGUGCCAAGCUCAGGGCAAAGCCCUACAGACCAUGAAACAAGAGCUUCUCAUUAACCUGGUGAAGCAAAAGCCUGAAAUAACACAGGAGCAGCAUGCGGCUGUCACCGCCGAUUUCUCUGGCUUUUUGGAGAAGUGUUGCAAAGCCCAGAAUAAAGAAGACUGUUUCGCAGAAGAGGGUCCAAAGUUGAUUUCCAAAACUCGUGAUGCUUUGGGGGUUUAAAGAUCUCCAGAAGGAAGAGAGGACGAAAAAUGUGUUGACGCUUUGGUGUGAGCCUUUGGGUUUAAUUGUAACUGAC
Messenger RNA from Apodemus sylvaticus (European woodmouse), 1909 nucleotides. It is a transcript of the gene Afp, whose product is annotated as alpha fetoprotein. Gene Ontology annotation, molecular function: zinc ion binding; fatty acid binding. The record is from RefSeq and is a predicted model, not a curated record. Bases 1 to 1833 code for a protein of 610 amino acids. The transcript is spliced from 15 exons. Gene Ontology annotation, cellular component: blood microparticle; cytoplasm. Gene Ontology annotation, biological process: transport. NCBI's taxonomy places the organism in Eukaryota, Metazoa, Chordata, Mammalia, Rodentia, Muridae.